CAGCAAAGAGACUUCGGCAUCUGAAGUCUCUGAGCAACACUGGCUCUCUGUGCAGCUCCAGCUGAUCGUGAAGCUUGCUGGUCACAAGUUUGGGUGUGAGCAUUGCAAGAUCAAGCCGUGCUACGUCGGCGGAAGCGAUGCGUCGGGUCGAGCUGCGUUUCCUUGACGCGAUCGUUCUGAUGCUGACCAGCGGGAAGCCUGGUUAUGACCGCGCGGCAGCUUUCGAUCGAUAUUUCCGAGGGACGGUACUCGUGCUUUCAAAGAAGGGCAUUGCAAACAGCAGAGACAGGUGUGUUGCGACGGACCUCGUUCAUGCCAUCGCCGAAGCCAAGGAUGCAGCCGCUAUCCUGCCGGUCGUUCCUCCCUAUUAUUGCUAUAUCGAAAUGCAAGAGCGUAUCGAUAAGCUGCACGAAUGCAUUGCCCAAUUCCUUGCUGUAUCCGAAAUGGCUGUGGCGCAAUCUCGAGGGGUGCCACAAGUCGAAGAGGAGAUAGAUGCCGAAAGCCUGGCUCACUAUGUUGCGAGAGUACGAUAGUCUCUCAGUAAUACCUACCGAGAUCGCCUUGCCACACUCUCCCUGCAAACCAAAAUCAUUCUGGGCCCCAAGAACAAAUCCUCAUCCUUGCAGGCGUACAU
This is a messenger RNA of Laetiporus sulphureus 93-53, 634 nucleotides long. RefSeq lists its product as uncharacterized. The annotation marks the transcript as partial. The record is from RefSeq and is a predicted model, not a curated record. NCBI's taxonomy places the organism in Eukaryota, Fungi, Basidiomycota, Agaricomycetes, Polyporales, Laetiporaceae. The transcript has a single exon.